Messenger RNA from Exserohilum turcica Et28A, 563 nucleotides. RefSeq lists its product as uncharacterized. The transcript is spliced from 2 exons. The coding region runs from base 57 to 422 and encodes 121 amino acids. Lineage: Eukaryota; Fungi; Ascomycota; Dothideomycetes; Pleosporales; Pleosporaceae. The record is from RefSeq and is a predicted model, not a curated record.
GUCCCAACUACCAUCACCAAAUACUGUAUCAACUACUACAAAUACACUCCACAAUCAUGCCUAUCGCACGCCGCCAAGCUCCCCGUACCACCCGUACUACACGCUCUGCCGGACGCCCCUCACUCAAAACCCGUCUGAUGGGAGGCGGCCGCACGACACGCUCUAAGCGUACUCCUGGCACUACAACCACCACUACCACUACCAGGACAACCCGCACCACGGGUGGCCGCGGCCGCACAACCGGUGGCUACGGCCGUACCGCGCCCGUCCACCACCACAAGCGCCAUGCCACCAUGGGCGACAAGGUCAGCGGUAUGCUCAUGAAGCUCAGGGGCUCAUUGACCCGCAAGCCCGGUCUCAAGGCUGCUGGUACCCGCCGCAUGCAUGGUACCGAUGGACGUAAUGCCCGCCGCGUGUACUAAGUCUGUCUUGAUUAGAAUACCGACAUGAUUUUCCUUUGUUUGUAUAACACUCUGUCACGAUUGUACGAUAGGAGAGCAGAUACCCGAUGUCCUGAGCGUUUUGCUUGUAAAUACAAUAUUUGAAGUUGAAAAUUUUAUUAU